Molecule: messenger RNA, 1983 nt
Organism: Pseudophryne corroboree (corroboree frog)
Lineage: Eukaryota; Metazoa; Chordata; Amphibia; Anura; Myobatrachidae
Product: gastrula zinc finger protein XlCGF17.1-like
Exons: 1
Coding region: 179-1231 (350 amino acids)
Biological process (GO): regulation of DNA-templated transcription
Molecular function (GO): RNA polymerase II cis-regulatory region sequence-specific DNA binding; DNA-binding transcription factor activity, RNA polymerase II-specific
Source: RefSeq, a predicted model, not a curated record
CUUAAGGAGCUGGAGUCCCACUAAGAAUAGAAGACAAGGCUGCAGAAAGAGUCGACGUGGAAAGGCUCCUUGUUCCCUGAUCUAGCCAACUAAAGAUAUAAUUUCUCCUUAAGCAUCUGGAGGGUUAAAAAAAAACUAUUUUUUCAUUAUUUUCUGGAUAGAAGUUUUUAUCUAAUACAUGAUGAGUCUCACAAGAGAGAGACCACAUCUGUGCUCCGAGUGUGACAAAAGCUUUACACAUAAAUCACAGCUUAUCAUACAUCAGAGGAGUCACACAGGAGAGAAACCAUUUACAUGUUCUGAAUGCAGCAAGUGUUUUUUCCAGAAGUCAUAUCUUGUUAUACAUCAGAGGAGUCACACAGGAGAGAAACCAUUUACAUGUUCUGAAUGCAGCAAGUGUUUUUCCCAGAAGUCAUAUCUUGUUAUACAUCAGAGGAGUCACACAGGAGAGAAACUACAUCUGUGCUCUGAGUGUGACAGAAGCUUUACAUGUAAAUCACAUCUUAUCAGACAUCACAAGAGUCACACAGGAGAGAAACCACAUAUGUGCUCUGAGUGUGACAGAAGCUUUACAUGUAAAUCAUAUCUUAUCAGACAUCAGAGGAGUCACACAGGAGAGAAACCAUUUACAUGUUCUGAAUGUAGCAAGUGUUUUUCCCAGAAGUCAGCGCUUGUUAUACAUAAGAGGAUUCACAGAGGAGAGAAACCAUUUACAUGUUCUGAAUGUAGCAAAUGUUUUACCAGGAAGUCAUCUCUUGUUUUGCAUCAGAGAGUUCACACAGGAGAGAAACCAUUUACAUGUUCUGAAUGCAGCAAGUGUUUUUCCCUGAAGUCACAUGUUGCUAUACAUCAGAGGAUUCACACAGGAGAGAAACCUUUUGAAUGUUCUGAAUGCAGCAAGUGUUUUUCCCAGAAGUCAGAGCUUGUUAUACAUCAGAGCAGUCACACAGGAGAGAAACCAUUUAUAUGUUCUGAAUGUAGCAAGUGUUUUUCCCAGAAGUCCAUUCUUAUUAGACAUCAGAGGAGUCACACAGGAGAGAAACCAUUUACAUGUUCUGAAUGUAGGAAGUGUUUUUCCCUGAAGUCAUUUCUUGUUAUACACCAGUGGCGUCACACAGGAGAGAAACCAUUUACAUGUUCUGAAUGCAGCAAGUGUUUUACUAGUAAGAAAACACUCAGUAAUCACAUGCGGAGUCACUCUGAGGGCCUGAAUGCAGCUUGUGUAUCAUAAGUAAUGUAACUUAUCACAACUAUAUGAAUUCAAUGGAGCCAAUAUUUAUUUUGUGAAUGUGACAAGUGUUUUAUAUAAAUGGCUCUUGAUAAAGACAGGAGAGGUCAGACAAGUGGACCUGGAGGUACUUUUCCCCUUGGGAAGGUCUCUGUGUUAGGAACUAGAGCUGCAGUAUAACAAUAGCCAAUGACCGUGGGACUGCCAUUACAGAGCUCUGUAAUAUACAGCUGUUCUGCUCAUGCAGGUGCUGAGACUAGUACAGAGUUCCAGCAGCUCCUCUCGGUACUGGGAUUCCUUCUCUGACCAACAGGGCUAUGAGUACUGGGUAUUUCUACAGGAACAAUGUAUGCUGCUCUGUUUCACCAUAUGGGUUAUUGUACGGGGUGUUAUUUUUAACCACUUUUUAGAUGCCAUUAUGUCCAUGUUUAACUCCAUUUUGUAUAUGUAUGACCUCAUUGCUUUAUAUACUGUACAUACUUUUUAUUAGGAUUAGUGCUUUGCAGACAUAUAGGGGUAUAUUCAAUUGCGGUCGAAUUCUGGCAUGUAUUCGACAGUUUUUGGAUUCGACACAAUUCGGCAGGCGAAACCCUCCACCCAGGACCAGAAUUCGACAUAUUCAAUUAAUAAAGGAUUCGACAGUCCCUUUGUCGAAAAAAACGGACCAAUUGACGAAUAGUGGGCGGCCUGGAUUCGACUUCAUGGACAUCACAAAAGUGAUGAAUAAAUCCUGAAAAAAAUUGCGUGGGGUCCCC